AUUUUUGUUAACAUGUUCUCAGGAAUACAAAGGCAACUUGUGUUAUUGAAGUUAGUUAUGAUAUUUGCUAUAAUAUUUAUGUCAUUUAUACUAUUACUGAGUUUGCUGUGCAACUCGUGUUUACACACAAGCAAAUAUAUACAGACUGCAAGUUACAUUAGUAAUGAAUAUUAUAAGCAUAAUAAUCCAUUGAACAAUAAGUCUGGUACAACCGCGUUUUCAAUAGAAGAAAUGGAAAACAUAAGAAUACAAUUGAAUACUAGAAAAAGUGAAUUAGAACAAUACUGUCAAGUCAUUGCCAGAACAGGUUCAAACUUAGAUAAUGUAUUAUCAAACAUGAUUAUUGAUACAACACAUGAAAUAUCGUGGUGUCCUAUAUAUAAAGCAGCAAGUUCUACUUGGAUGAAGCAAUUUGCAACACUUGGAGGUGUUUUAACAGAAUCAGCUAUGGAACUGAUUCGCAAAAACAUUUUGCAGAUUAACACCAUUGUUAGAAAAGCAUUCCCACGUGAUCGAGACAUUAAAAAAGCAUUCCAAAAGUUAAAUAGAACAAAAAAAUUUCUGAUUGUGCGUCAUCCGUUUGAACGUCUUGUAUCAGCAUACAGGGACAAAUUAGAACAUAUAGAAGGGAGAGAUUAUUAUUAUAAAAGAUUUGGACGUCAUAUUGCGCACAAAUAUCACCGAUUUAGAAAAUUAAAUGAAACAAAACUGGAACCUACAUUUACAGAAUUCCUUCGAUUCAUAGUAGAAGAAAAAUACUUUGACGAACAUUGGGCACCAUUUAUUGAUACUUGUGAACCCUGUUUAAUUAAAUACAAUUACAUUUUAAAAUUUGAUACGUUUGAUAGAGAUCAAAAGUUCCUAAUACAAGAAUUAGGUUUAAAUGAAUAUCUGUAUGAAAAAAAUGAUUUGAAAAAUAUAAAUCCACGUGGAGUCACAACUACUGCUUUAGUUAAAGAAUAUAUGCAAAAUGUUCCUAGGUCAUUGCUUGAUAAAAUUAACAAAGUUUAUGAAAAUGAUUUUAAACUUUUCUCCUAUUUACCCAUAUAA
Messenger RNA from Habropoda laboriosa, 1050 nucleotides. RefSeq names its product carbohydrate sulfotransferase 9-like. Bases 13 to 1050 code for a protein of 345 amino acids. The record is from RefSeq and is a predicted model, not a curated record. NCBI's taxonomy places the organism in Eukaryota, Metazoa, Arthropoda, Insecta, Hymenoptera, Apidae. Gene Ontology annotation, biological process: carbohydrate biosynthetic process. The transcript is spliced from 4 exons. Gene Ontology annotation, cellular component: membrane. Gene Ontology annotation, molecular function: sulfotransferase activity.